Molecule: messenger RNA, 1236 nt
Organism: Phaedon cochleariae (mustard beetle)
Lineage: Eukaryota; Metazoa; Arthropoda; Insecta; Coleoptera; Chrysomelidae
Source: the annotation of a GenBank genome assembly
AUGCCUGCUGGAGGAGCCCUUUUCGGAAGUGCCGCUGCCGGCCCUGGAUCUACUGGCGGAAAUAAGCAUUUGAUAGAAGUGAGAGCUGGAAAAAUGAGCCUCAAAGGCCGCAUGGUUUACCCAGAUAAACGCAAGGGUCUGAUGUAUGUGUACCAGAGUGAAGACUCCUUGAUGCAUUUUUGCUGGCAAGAUCGAACCACAGGUGUUGUUGAAGAUGACUUGAUCAUUUUUCCAGAUGAUUGUGAAUAUGUGAAGAUUCCUCAGUGUACCACAGGAAGAGCUUACCUGUUGAAGUUCAAGUCCUCAAAUAAGAAGUUCUUUUUCUGGUUGCAAGAGCCCAGUAGCAGCAAAGAUGAUGACAACUGCAAGAGAAUCAAUGAACUUCUCAACAACCCUUCAACUGCUGUUCAGUCCACCCCAAAUCCUGAUCAGGACUUGCAGUCACUCUUAAAUAACAUGUCACAGUCCCAACUCAUGCAGCUGUUUGGUAGUGGGGUCAGCCAGAUGGGGGGACUUUCUAGUCUUCUUGGAACAAUUAGAGGUCCAAACAGUGGUAGUGCACGUACAAACACCACACCUGCCAUAACACACCGAACAACAGUACCUAGUACUCCUACAACUACCACUACUACAACAAAUCAAGCUGCUACUCCAUCUGCUGGACUUAUAACUCCACAAAGAGCAAUUCCAAAUUCAACCCCUGAUGCUCCCAAGGCUAAAGCAAACUCACGUGUUCCAGAUAACAGCACUCCUGUCCCCUAUUCUAAUCCUAUUCAGCUGUCUGAUUUGCAAACUUUCUUGUCAGGAAUUGCCCCUCCUGCUACUGCAGAAGGAACCCAAGCUCAGUCAGUGGAUUUGUCUACUGCUCUUACUAGUGAUGCCUUGACUGGGGUUCUGAGCAAUCCAGAUACUUUGCAACAACUCCAGAGCCAUUUGCCAGCUGUUGAUAGCAACACACAAGAAGCACUAAGGUCUACCUUGGCUUCUCCACAAUUUCAACAGGCCGUUUCUCAGUUUUCUAGUGCCUUAGAAUCUGGUCAAUUGGGUCCUAUAGUCUCCCAAUUAGCAGUCAAUCCAGAAGCUGUGGCAGCUGCAGCACAGGGAAAUAUGGCAGACUUUGUGAAGGCUUUGGAAAAAAGUACUUCACACACUGAAGGAGCUUCAUCAGAAAAUAAGGAGCAAAGUGUUAAGAAAGAUGACAAAAAGGAUGAUGAGGAUCAGAUGCAACUGGAUUGA